AUGAUUAUCCGGAAACCAAGAAUGAUUAAAUUUCAAAGAUCUUUGUAUAUAAUACUCCUUUUAUUUGCAAUUGCUUUAUCUUACUAUAUUUUAAUUGGAGUUUACACUGUAAUUGAACCUGAUAUGAAUAGUACUAAGAAAACAUCACAACAAAUUUUAUUUAUUGGAGGUUAUCCAAGAAGUGGCACUACUCUUAUGCGUGUCUUGCUAGAUGUACAUCCAAUGAUUCGAUGCGGUCCUGAAACUAGAGUAAUACCCAAAAUCCUCAACUUACGAGGUGAAUGGGGUAAAGGAAAAGAAAGUGAACGACUUACAGCUGCUGGUCUAUAUCCCGUUGCAGUCGAUUCUGCUGUACGAUCAUUUAUAUUAUCUUUAAUCCAAAAUGCUGGAGAAAAUGCACUUGUUCUGUGUAAUAAAGAUCCACUAUCAUUUAUUUACCUUGAAUAUUUGGCGGAAAUAUUUCCUGAGGCAAAAUUCAUCCACAUGGUACGUGAUGGGCGUGCUGUGAUUAAUUCACUAGUAAAACGACAUGUUACCAUCAAAGGAGCACCUGAACUUAUAGAUGAAAAAUUUUUUGCAUGGGAAAAUCGAGUAAAUCAGAUUUUAAAAUCAUGUGCAGUUAUCGGGCCCAAACGAUGCACAACAAUCAAAUAUGAAUCAUUGGUACUCAGACCGAGAGAAGUUCUGGGUGAACUGUUUGAAUUUCUCGGAUUACCAUGGGAUCCAAUCGUUCUUCACCAUCAAACGGCUAUGAGUCAAAGCUCUCUAAGCAAACUCGAACCGAGUACUUCACAGGUUGUUCAUCCAAUACACUUGGCUUCACUAACUUCAUGGGCUUCAAGUAAUUCAGUGUUACCCGAAUCUUUCAUCUCAUCAAUACACCGAGAAAGUGAUAUACUGAAAACACUUGGUUACGCUGAUUUGGGUGUACCACCACAUUACGGUACUCCAGAAAACCAGGUGGUCAAUAUAACUAGUUACCUUAUCAAUGAUCCACAAUUUAGACAGAUAUUCUAA
Molecule: messenger RNA, 1017 nt
Organism: Schistosoma guineensis
Lineage: Eukaryota; Metazoa; Platyhelminthes; Trematoda; Strigeidida; Schistosomatidae
Source: the annotation of a GenBank genome assembly